AUGGCCAUGGAAGGCAAGAAGGGCAUCAGGCCCGCCGGCGGCAAAGACCUGAUGCCGGCCUUCAUCUGCCUCAUCCUGCUGAUGCUCGUCCUCCCCAAGCUCCAGGAGCAGGUCCUGAAGAUCUGGACCAAGGGCGUCUCUCCUGUGAGCGGCUGGCCGCCGCUCGCGCCCAGCGCGGCCAGGAGGACAUCCACCCAGAACAGGGGCGUGGCGGGCAGCCUGGGCGCGCCCCACUCGGCCGGCGGCGGCGCUCCUGCUGCGGCAUGGGCCGCGGCCGCUCCCCACGACGCUGCUGGCCCCGAAGGUGCGCCGCGCACGCCCGAGCUGUCGGCGAGGCAGCUCCGGCGCGGAGGGCGCCGUGGAGGCGCCGCGGAGGCGCCGCCGGAGGGCUCGGAGGCGCUCCCGCCGCGGGGCGCUCUGGCCGCGGCGCCGCCGGCCGGGGAGGUGCGCCGGGCACGCGCGCCGGGCGAGGCGCGCGGAGGCGCGGAGGGCAGUGAGGAGCCGCUCUGCGGUGGCGGCGCGAGGCGGGACCUGUUCCAGAAGAUCAACCUCGCCGUGGAGCGGGAGGGCUUCCUCAUCGUCUUCCUGCUCCGGGUGUCUCCGCUGAUCCCGUUCUCCGUCACGAGCUACGUCCUGGGUGGAGGUGGCCCAGCGUUGGCUCAAGUACCCCCGCGCUCAGACCUCCGAAAGUUGAUGCCCGCGUGCCUCCAUUGAGGCAGAGGAGGGUGGGGAGCGCUCGCUGCUCGGGAAUUGCACUGAUGCGUAUCGGAGCGGGGAUCGCGCGCGAUCCGUCGCUUCCAUCGGGUGGCGCCCAGGAUUCGCCGUGCCGACGUGCGCGUACGUCUACCUGUCGGCCACGGCCCGCGUCGUGGUCACGAGCGGGAGCAGCCUGCCGUGGUACGUGUACGCCGCCUACGCGGUGGUGACGGCCGCGGUUCUGCGGCUUGUGGCGGCGUUGUCCAAGCGGGCAAUCGAUGAGGCGCUGCGCGACGCGGAGGCGGCUCGGGCGCCCGAGCGGGCCGCGCCAGGGGAAGCGCCGCCCGCGUGACGGCGUCCGGCGGAGGGGUGCGCUCCCGCGCUCGCGCGCGAAACGAGCGCUGUGGAGGA
Prorocentrum cordatum is the source of this 1107-nucleotide messenger RNA. Lineage: Eukaryota; Dinophyceae; Prorocentrales; Prorocentraceae. The record is from the annotation of a GenBank genome assembly.